AUCCACGCUCGGAAUUACACUCUAUCCAGCAUGGUGGCCAUACGAUCUUAAUCUGCCAAGAAAAUCUUUGUCUAGCCAUGUUGAAAGAUGCAAGCCCUCUGGUGUUGAGCUGAAGUGACCUUUAACCUGCAACUUUUACGGCCAAGCGCGCAGUUGCAGAGCCGAAUUGACGACGUCCAUCCCGCGGCGCCAUAGAAGAAUUGCAGGGCUCCAAGGUUGAAACAAGAAUCUUGAUCCUUGAUCCGGCAGCAGCGAAGAAGAACUGCUGCCGCAGGGCACCAAGGUCGAGCCUUGAUCCCGCAAUAGCAAAGAAGAACCGCGUGGCUUUACUUUGAAACCGCCGACCUUGAUAGUCGACCCGGCAGCGGCGAGGAUUCUGCGACGCAAUGCUGAAGCACGUGAGCCCGCUGCUGCAGACGCUGCUCGGCACGCUGCUGACGUGGGGCGUGACGGCGGCCGGCGCCGCGCUCGUCUUCGGCGUGCACGCGCGCAGCCGCCGCCUCCUCGACGCCAGCCUCGGCUUCGCCGCCGGCGUUAUGCUCGCCGCCAGCUACUGGUCGCUGCUCGAGCCUGCGAUCGAGCUGGCGCGCAACUCGCAUGCGUACGGCGAGUGGGCGUUCGCGCCCGUCGCCGUCGGUUUUGCACUCGGCGCCGCGUUCGUCUGCUACGCCGACGCGCUGCUGCCGCACCUCGGCACGUUCGAGGACGCACUCGGACGCGACGCGGCGACUGCCGCGGCGACGGACGGCCCCAUCGGCGGCGAGUCGGCGGCACGUCGGCGACGGAGACCCGCGGAAGACAACGAUGAUGGCGGCAACGGAGGGGGAGUCGCGGACGAGGGUCGCAGCGGCGACAGCGGCGACGGCGGCGCCAGCUGGCGGCGCAUCCUGCUGCUCAUCAUCGCCAUCACAGUGCACAACAUCCCCGAGGGCCUCGCGGUCGGCGUCGCCUUCGCCGCCGUCGGCUCGACCCCGGCGGCAACCUUCGAGAGCGCGCGCAAUCUCGCCAUCGGCGUCGCGCUGCAGAACUUCCCCGAGGGGCUCGCCGUCAGCCUGCCACUGCGGGGCGCCGGCGUUUCGGCCGCGCGAAGCUUCUGGUAUGGCCAGCUGUCGGGCAUGGUGGAGCCGGCGGCGGGCCUGCUGGGGGCCCUGGCGGUGACGGUGGCGCGGCCCGCGCUGCCGUACGCGCUCGCGUUUGCUGCCGGAGCGAUGGUGUUUGUCGUCAUCGACGACAUCGUCCCCGAAGCGCAGACUCAUGGCAACGGCCGGCUCGCGUCGGUCGCCGCGGCCGUCGGCUUCAUCAUCAUGAUGGCGAUGGACGUCGGUCUCGGGUAACGAGCGAUGACCGCUGGUCUCCUUCCGCUUACAAGUCACUGCUGGUAUCUGUUAGCAAUGUGACCACUGGUCUGUGUUAAUAAAUGACCACUGGUUUCUGUUAACAAGUGACCACUGGUCUUUGUUAACAAGUGACCACUGGUCUAUGUUAACAAGUGACCACUGUGCUAUGUUAACAAGUGACCACUGGGCUAUGUUAUCAAGUGACCACUGGGCUAUGUUAACAAUGUGAUCUAUGUGAUUUAUCGAUGUGUCUAUGUGACUGUCUGGGGAAAGUUUUUUUUAGGUGUGGAGACUCUUUGGCGGGCUUCUCCAGGGAAUCUUUAAUAGUGCAUUCAAUUUGCUUCCCCAAGUUAACCUGGGUCUACUCGGGCCAGCCCCAAAUACGUUC
Molecule: messenger RNA, 1725 nt
Organism: Priapulus caudatus
Lineage: Eukaryota; Metazoa; Priapulida; Priapulimorpha; Priapulimorphida; Priapulidae
Product: zinc transporter ZIP11-like
Exons: 1
Coding region: 387-1334 (315 amino acids)
Biological process (GO): zinc ion transmembrane transport
Cellular component (GO): membrane
Molecular function (GO): zinc ion transmembrane transporter activity
Source: RefSeq, a predicted model, not a curated record